This is a messenger RNA of Neomonachus schauinslandi (Hawaiian monk seal), 108 nucleotides long. Its product is annotated as dolichyl-diphosphooligosaccharide--protein glycosyltransferase subunit 4-like. The coding region runs from base 1 to 108 and encodes 35 amino acids. NCBI's taxonomy places the organism in Eukaryota, Metazoa, Chordata, Mammalia, Carnivora, Phocidae. The record is from RefSeq and is a predicted model, not a curated record. The transcript has a single exon. Gene Ontology annotation, cellular component: oligosaccharyltransferase complex.
AUGAUCACAGACGUGCAGCUCACCAUCUUCGCCAACACGCUGGGCAUGUUGCUCUUUCUGCUUGUCGUUCUCUAUCACUAUGUGACCGUCAACAAUCCCAAGAAAUAG